Molecule: messenger RNA, 835 nt
Organism: Truncatella angustata
Lineage: Eukaryota; Fungi; Ascomycota; Sordariomycetes; Amphisphaeriales; Sporocadaceae
Exons: 1
Coding region: 221-427 (68 amino acids)
Biological process (GO): nucleoside metabolic process
Molecular function (GO): catalytic activity
Source: RefSeq, a predicted model, not a curated record
AUUGUGAUGGUUUCUGCUCUUAUUAGUCUAGUCUAGACGCCACUUCUUGCCAAACAACACAGACUGAUGACCUUAUGAUUUCGUCGUCAAUCACAGAUAUGCAAGUCUUCACCGAAUCUGUGAGGCUUAAAGGCCCCCGCCCCCGAUGAGUAUGCCUUGCACUACAAGUGGGUAGUUCCUCGUAAUUGCGCCAUAGACUUCUGGUCAUUCAUCUUUCAGCAUGCAGCCGACUUGGAGGUCAACACAAAGGCGCAGGCUCAGGUUUGAGGCUGAGGGCAAGCUAAGGGCUCCCAACGUGAGGAUCGGGCUUAUGGUCGGUAUCGGCGGUGGUGCACCAAGUCUGAAACACGAUAUUCGGUUAGGUGACAUCGUUGUCAGCUCUCCAGGCUAUGGCACUGGAGGUGUACUACAAUACGACUAUGGCUAAACGGUACAAGACGCGAAGUUCGUCAUGACUGGACACUUGAAUCAGCCGCCGCAGUUUAUGCUGGCAGCGAUGUCUGUGCUAAAGGCUCAAUAUGAGAGUGAAGGCUAUGAUAUGAACACAAAGAUUAACCGCGUUCUCGAAAAGAAGUCGCGGUUACGAGUCAAAUACCGGAGGCCAGACUCUAGCUCGGACCGCCUAUAUAUACCCUCCUUCUAACAUACUAGGAACGAUGAUGCUGAUUAUACGACUACACGUUACCGAUUCGAAGUUGACUAGCCGAGCUAAGCGAACCGAAGAACAAGAUGAUCCGAUAAUUCAUUUCGGCCUUAUAGCGUCCGCUAAUCAACUAAUAAAGGAUGUAACUAUACGAGAUAGGCUCUCGGCAGAAAAGGAUGUACUAGGUUUCGA